AUGGGCUUAACUGAUAGUGAAGGUACCGCUAGUAGGCUUAUGUCGGCUGGGUAUUCGGUGAUGUCUGUCGACGUCAUUGAUAACGUGGUUGGCUCAACAGAAGGGCUUUUUGGUCGCACUCUAGGCCGUUUAAGCAGCGCAGCCCAGACAGAUCCUAGUGACUCAAACUACUUGAUAACAAUGUCCGACGGCAAGGACCUGGUAGUUGCGUUAAACUUGCUGCCAACCAAACUGGAGACGUUUGUGGACACUAUUGCGUCUUCUGCAUCAAAUCCGGGGUCUGCAUUUUUGCUAGAACCCGCUGAAGAUGUGUUGGCCAAACGUGAUUGUGGGAAUGACUGUAAAGUAAUCGAAGGUCAAGUGAUCCAAUGGGUUGGGGUCACGGCGCACGUUGUUGAUCGUGACCGCACAGCUGAAUACCUGCGACUAUCUGAGGCAGACAGGAUGCACCUGGCAAGACCGGCUAUGGCGGCUAUUAUUGAUGGAAACAGGGACAAGGUAUGCUACCAUGCGUUUAAAGAUCCUCGGAACCAAGACAAGGUUGAAUGCAGUUACAUGCAUGAAAACAUGGCGUUUAUUGCCGAGGUGUAUGUUAACCAGUUUGGCGGUCUCGACGGGGACUGCUGGGACGCGUGCUCACCGGAGGAUGAACAAAUCAUUGUUCCAGAGUUGUAG
Messenger RNA from Eremothecium sinecaudum, 675 nucleotides. RefSeq names its product HDR194Wp. Bases 1 to 675 code for a protein of 224 amino acids. NCBI's taxonomy places the organism in Eukaryota, Fungi, Ascomycota, Saccharomycetes, Saccharomycetales, Saccharomycetaceae. The transcript has a single exon. The record is from RefSeq and is a predicted model, not a curated record.